Onychostruthus taczanowskii (white-rumped snowfinch) is the source of this 794-nucleotide messenger RNA. RefSeq names its product integrator complex subunit 5-like. NCBI's taxonomy places the organism in Eukaryota, Metazoa, Chordata, Aves, Passeriformes, Passeridae. Gene Ontology annotation, cellular component: integrator complex. The record is from RefSeq and is a predicted model, not a curated record. The annotation marks the transcript as partial. The transcript has a single exon. Gene Ontology annotation, biological process: snRNA 3'-end processing.
CGCUUCGCCGACGCCUCCGGCGGCGUCUGGUCCGUCUUCCACGCCGGCGUCAUCGGCCGCGGGCCGAAACCGGCGGCGGGCCCGGGGCGGCGGAGCGCCGAGGAGCUGAGCCGCAACACGCAGACCUUCCUGAGCCUGGUGCUGCGCUGCUGCCGCGGCUCGUCCGGCCCGGCCGUGGGCGCCGAGGCCGCCAAGGCGGUGGCGGCGGCGCUGGUGGAAGCCGUGUGCCCCGAGGCCGCCGGCGCCGAGCUGGCGUGGCCUCCCGAGGAGCUCGCCAAAGCCACGGUGGAGCGCGACCUGCGCAUCCUGCGGCGCUUCCGCCGGCACCCGCUGCUCUUCCCGCUCCUGCGCCUGGUCGCCGGCGGCCGCCCCGCUCUGUGCUACUGCUCCGUGCUGCUCCGGGGGCUGCUGGCCGGCCUGGUGGCCCACUGGGACGCGUGCCGCGCCGGCAGCACGCUGGCCUCGCCGUGGCACCUGCGGGCGUCGUGCGCGCUGGUGGCGCUGCUGGCCGAGGGCUCGCUGCUGCCGCCGGUGCUGGGCAACAUGCACGAGCUGUUCCCCGAGCUGGCUCCCUUCGAGGUUCACCUGCUGCUGCUCAGCGUCUGGGGGUACCUGAGGGAGAACAGCCCCCUGCCCCAAAAGUUCACCUUCCAGCCGGAGCUGGGCGCCUUCCGCCGCGAUUUCGGCAGGGACGGGGAGGUGGGGAAGCACCUGGCCGUGCUGCACGCCGUGCUGCACAGGAAUAUUCACCGCCUGGGGCUGCUGGCCGCCAGGUUUUAUCCCUGAGGGGGGGU